Messenger RNA from Zootoca vivipara (common lizard), 2657 nucleotides. The record is from RefSeq and is a predicted model, not a curated record. NCBI's taxonomy places the organism in Eukaryota, Metazoa, Chordata, Lepidosauria, Squamata, Lacertidae.
GACCAGACGCAGCGGGCGCUGCGCUGGAGCCGCCCGACGGAGCCGCCCCGGGACCGGGGAAAGGAGGAGGCGCCGUUGCCGGGAAACAGCGUACACACUGCGGGCCGGAGGGACGGAGGUUGGGGCAGCUCCGGGCCGGCUCAGUCGGGCAGCCUCUCUUUCUCUCUCUCUCCUAGCGGCGGUCCAGCAGCUCUCCCUGCCGUCCGCUCCCAGCCGCAGGUCGGUGCUCCGGGAUCCCAGCCCCAUCUCCCGCAGGAUCCAUCCCUUCUCCGCCUCUUCAGUGGCUGAGGGGACUCCCUCGCCUUGACCGUCCACGGAAGGUCUCAUCCAGACGGCUAUGCGAGUCUAGCUCAGCCUGCCCUAGCGCCAAGGCUUCCCUGCUUACACCUGAAGACCUGGCCAGGUAUUCCUCCAAUAACCUCAAGAGAUCAGCAGGAAGAAGAAGAAGAAGAAGAAGAAGAAGAGUUUGGAUUUGAUAUCCCGCUUUAUCACUACCCUAAGGAGUCCCAAAGCGGCUAACAAUCUCCUUUCCCUUCCUCCCCCACAACAAACACUCUGUGAGAGCAAGCGGAAGGGUAGCACCAAGAACUGGACAUGUCUACGGAUGUGUGGGUGGGAUCCUGGCGCCCUCACCGGCCCAGAGGGCCAAUCGCUGCCCUCUACAGCAGCCCUGGGCCCAAAUAUGCUCUCCCAUCAAACGUAGGCUACCAGCUGCACGACCCUUCUCGCUCCCGGGCUCCCGCCUACAGCUUUGGCACUCGCCACUCCCAGGACCAAGAGAGCUGUUCCCCCGGCCCGGGCUACCUCAUCCCAACCAACAUGACCAUGCGGGGCAGGGCUGGGAUUCCUGCUUAUUCCAUCUACGGGCGCCCCAAGGAUGUGCCGCCUUUUAGGACCCCCGGGCCAGGCUGCUAUUCCCCAGAGAAAGCUGGGAGAUGGGCCUACCGCUCUGCCCCCAUGUACUCCCUUGCCUACCGGACGAAGGAAUUCCAGAACGACAAGACACCAGGGCCUGCAGCCUACUGGCUCCCUCCCAUGCUGGGGCCCAAUGUGGUUGGCAAGACCUCAGCCCCCAACUUCUCCAUGUAUGGGCGUAAGUCAAUUGGCAGCUUCUAUGAGGACCUCAGCAAGACACCAGGGCCCUGCAACUACCGCCUGGUGGAUCCCAGCGUCUACAAGAAACGGCCGCCACACUUCAGCAUGCUGGCUCGCAACAUGCCUCCAGGAGACAACACUUUGAAGCCGGGUCCAGGAGCCUACAGCCCCGAGAAGCACACCCCACAACGUGGCUUGACCUUUGGGAUCCGCCACUCGGACUACGUGGCUCCUCUCAUUGUGGAUGUGGCAGAUUAAGCUGGCCCCACCGGCGGAGAUGGUCUGGACAAGAAAUGUUCCUUUGGAAACACAUGGAUAUCUCGAUGCUCUGUAUUGUUGCUGGAGAUUGGGGCCUGGGGAGGGAAGUGGGGUGGGCAGCAUCUGAGGCCUGGGAGGGUCCUCAGAGCUGAGGGACUGGGUUCAGCGAGGCUCAUAGCCUACCCUCUCAGUUCCCUUGGGAAAUGAGAAGAAAGUUGCACCUUUGAUUCUCCCUGUUCCCAGAUCCUUUGGCUGCAUUGCUCUGAUUCAUUCACCCCCAAGUCACCCCAGUUGUCUCUAAGGGUGCGUGAGCUGAAGAAGGUUCCGGAAGGCUGUGCAGUGAGAUUGGGGCAGGAGGAAAAUAUCUUCCUAUUUGUACCUCACAGCUAUUACAGCGGAACCUCGGUUUUUGUACGUCAUCCAUUUCAGGAGACCAUUUGACAUCCGAAAUGUUUGAAAACCAAGGAUCAAAGGGUGGUCGGGGCAAAAUCCAUUGAAAAAAUGGAAAGAAACACGCACUGGAAGCCGUUCGACUUCCGAGGCACGUUCGAAAAUGGAAGCAAUUACUUCCAGGUUUUCGGCGUUCGGCUUCUAAAACGUUCAAAAACCAAAGUUCCACUGUAUCUCAAUUUUGUGUGCUUGAAUCCAAAUUCUGUGCCCAGAAAGGCUGAAUUCUGCAAUCUGUAUGAAUGACAUACAGAUAUGUAAGAUAGUUAGAGAACAUUACAGAUCUUCCCUAGUUUGCAUCCUCUGCUCUCCUUCUGCCAGUCAAGGGAUCCCACCUCAAUUUUGUGCCAAACUGGCCUCUCCAGACUCCAUGCUUCCAAGGUAGACUUACACCCCAGAAGUGAAAUGACCUUUCCUUGGCUCUGACUCCCUGCAUUGAUCACCUCUAAGCCCAUUUACAGUGGUACCUCUACUUACGAAUAACUCUACUUACAAAUUUUUCUACUUACAAAUGGAGCUCCGUCCGCAAUCUUGGAUGCGGUUUAGAUAGGAUUUUUUCUACUUACGAAUUUUUAGAUAGGGUUGCUUCGACUUACGAUUUUUUUCUCCCAAUGCAUUCCUAUGGGAUUCGACUUACAUUUUUUUCGACUUACAAAUGUGUGUUCGGAACACAUUAAAUUCGUAAGUAGAGGUACCACUGUACUGGGUGUCGGCCCUGCAACCGGCGACCUCUUCCUCCCAAGACUGUGCAAAGGUUGCUGCUUGUACAGUCCUCGGUUCAUUGAGUAAAAAGAAACGGUGCCAAUAAAAUACUUUGCAAUACGAUUGCAAUGAUACAAAUGGUGUGUGACUCUUUC